UCUUGACUCUGGGCACCAGCAGGAGGCCAGUCCCUGAAGUCCUCAGAGUGUGAGUACAUAAAGAUAAAUGAAAAAUUAAGGGGGAAAAAAAUGGUAUAGGGUUAUAUAGUCUACUGCUGUAGCAAUAAAUUAGUAUUAUUUUGAAAAUGAGACAUUUAUUUAUAAUAUUCUUUUCAUUCUCAUAAGUAGGCUACAGAGCAGAAGGCAAGGGCAAGGCAAGUUUAUUUGUAUAGCACAUUUUGUACACAAGGUAAUUCAAAGUGCUUUACAAAAUAAGAAAUACAUUAAAAUCACAAUACAACAAAUCAAAGCACAAAUAAUCAUCAUAAAAUUAACAUUAAAGGAGAAAAGUGCAGAAUAAAAAGGUUGAUAUAGAGGGUAGGGGAAAGCACAAAUUGUCUGGGCUCUCAGUCUUCAAAUGCAAGACAAUGCAGCCUUACUCCAACAUGCAUGAUUCACUCAAAUCCUUCUUUGAGUAAGCUAAUGAUGAAGGGGAAAGUCCAUUUUACAUAAUAUAUCCCCUUUAAUCGUGUAUUUGAUUGAUUUAGCCUAGCUCUAGAUUACUCAUUUGUCUGACAGGGUUGAACCAGGCUGAGAUCACGCCUCUGGGGGAAAUGUGGGAUGGAGGUUUAGUUUUUUCUGAGCUCUGUACGCGUCAGUGUGCUCCGGGGAAGCUGCUGCUGCUGUGAGUCUGAGUCUGUGCGUGUCUGUGUGGAGCCACGUGAACGCGCCUCGCUCCCACCGCGCCCCCGCCUGUGUCCUGUGUCCUGUGUCCUGUGUCCUGUGGGGACUCACGAUCAUCGGGAACCUCCACGAGGACAUAGCCACUAUUUGAAAAUGACCGUCGAAAGGAUAUUUGACGAGCUCGGACAUUUUAAAAGAUUUCAGGCUUGUCUCUACUUUGCUGCUGUCUUCCAAGCUGUUGCAUGUGGAAUCCACUACCUGGCCAGUGUAUUCCUGGUGGAGACGCCUAACUUUGUAUCCAUUAUACCUGACAACAUCACCGACAUCCUCUACGGCAACAUAACAGCGUCUAGCAUUCAAGAAAUCCUGCCUGAGUUUAAAAAUGGGAAGAAGGCGCUGGUGGUGAGGACAGAUCAGGGAGAGCAGUGGGAGUUGAGCAGAUGCGAGUGUGCGCUUCGGAUCAACCCGACGGAUUUUACCUAUGAAUUCUAUGGCAACAAGAGCAAGAAAGCCUGUGACAGUUUUGUUUAUGACCACACUGAAAUUCAGAGUAGCAUAGUGACGGACUGGGACCUGGUGUGCGAGGGGGAAUGGCUGGCCAAACUGUGCCAGCCCACCUUCAUGCUGGGAGUGCUGAUCGGUGCCCUGGUGUUCGGAGACAUUGCUGACAGGGUGGGCCGUGUAAAAAUCAUGAGACUCACCAGCCUCUGCCAGUUUGGGUUUGGAGUGGCUGUUGCUUUCUCUGCAAAUUACUAUAUAUUUGUGGUGCUUCGAUUCCUUCUUGCGAUGGUGUCCAGUGGAUACUUGGUGGUGGUUUUUGUCUAUGUGACGGAGUUCACUGGCAUAAAGGUGCGCACCUGGACCUCCAUGCAUGUACAUGCAGCCUUUGCAGUGGGCAUCAUGGUGGUGGCGCUGACUGGGUACUGUGUGCGAGUGUGGUGGAUCUAUCAGAUCAUUCUCUCCACCUGCACAGCACCCUUCCUGCUCUUCUGCUGGAAGUUUCCUGAGACCCCCUUCUAUCUGCUGGCUAAGGGCCAAUUCAGCGAGGCCCAGAGCCUGCUGGACAACAUAGCCCGAGUGAAUGGGAUGGAGUGCAGGCUGAGAGCAGAGGAGCUGAUGGAGCCGGAGGUGAAGAAUGGAACUGCUCUGCUGCAGAAAGAGGCUCAGUCAGCAGCUCAAAAUGAAAAGAAGCUCUCCAUUCUGGACCUGUUUGGCAGCUGGAGGAUGGCAGGACGUACCUGCACUGUGUGGGCCAUCUGGUUCAUCGGCAGUCUGGGCUACUAUGUCUUCUCUUUGGGCUCCGUCACCCUUGGGGGGAACCAGUAUGUCAACCUGUUUCUUGUCGGUCUAGUGGAGCUUCCCUCUUAUCUGAUUGGCUGUUUUGCCAUGGACCGGAUUGGGAGGAAGAGGACUUGCGCCCCUGCUCUGCUCUUGGCCUCCGUUGCGUGCGUCCUCAUCAUUGUGGUGCCUGCUAAAAUCCAGCCUCUGACUGUUGCUUUGAGUAUGAUUGGAAAGUUCUCUAUUGCAAUUGCCUUUGGUCUUAUCUACCUGUACAGCUGUGAGCUUUACCCUACCAUUAUCAGGUCUCUGGCUGUGGGCAGUGGCAGUAUGAUGUGCCGUGUGGGCAGUGUAGUUGCUCCAUUCUGUGUGUAUCUGGCUGAUGUAUGGAUCUACCUACCACAGUUAAUUGUUGGAAUUCUUGCUUUCGUUAUUGGAAUGUUAACUUUUAUGUUGCCGGAAACACUUGGAAAACCCCUGACCUCCACCUUAGAAGAGGCUGAAGCGCUGGGACUGGAGCCCAAAAAGAGGAAUGCUCCUAAGGACUGUAAACAUGUGGAGGAGAAGAUGGAGAUGAACCCACAUGACAACACAGUCUGACCUGUGUAUCUCUGAAUAUCUCUGCUUUGGCCUGGUGCUGAUGCUCAUUAAGAUGUUUUUUUUUUUUUUUUUUUGUAAAACUGGUUCUUUGUUUAUGUGAGACCAACAGCAAAAAAACUUUUAAUGUGUACAUCCUUUUCAGUAUUAUCAAGAAUAUGUGUGGAACCAAUGACUGUAUAUAGAAGUAUAUAUACAGUCUAUGGUCUCACCAAAAGAAAUGAGCCAAAUCAAAUAUGAUUUUUUAAAUUGUAAUUAAUGUAUUUAUUUCUUUUUAAAUUUUAAGAUGGUACUUGU
Messenger RNA from Periophthalmus magnuspinnatus, 2856 nucleotides. RefSeq names its product solute carrier family 22 member 16 (gene slc22a16). The coding region runs from base 838 to 2562 and encodes 574 amino acids. The record is from RefSeq and is a predicted model, not a curated record. The transcript is spliced from 8 exons. Gene Ontology annotation, biological process: transmembrane transport. Gene Ontology annotation, cellular component: membrane. NCBI's taxonomy places the organism in Eukaryota, Metazoa, Chordata, Actinopteri, Gobiiformes, Gobiidae.